Oreochromis aureus is the source of this 2426-nucleotide messenger RNA. It is a transcript of the gene and1, whose product is annotated as actinodin1. Bases 141 to 1976 code for a protein of 611 amino acids. Lineage: Eukaryota; Metazoa; Chordata; Actinopteri; Cichliformes; Cichlidae. The record is from RefSeq and is a predicted model, not a curated record. The transcript has 7 exons.
GCAGGAGCAGGGUGUACGAGGAGUCUCUAACACACACACAAACACCUCCCACGUACACACCUGGUGGACCGAGCUUCAUCCGAGUCCACUUUGGAUCCUCUGGAAGGAAACCCUGAAGUCAAACAACCGCAGGUCCAGUCAUGGCUGAAAGAAGACGGACCAGUUUCUCCGGUGUGUUGAUCACCGUUGUGCUGGCUGUGAUGCUGCUGCCUGCAUUCUUGUCUGCUGGACCAAUUGUGCAAAAGCCCAGAGGAGAUGCGGGGGAAAGCAUCCAGGAGAAGGCGUCUGCUGCAGCAGCACACAGGAGGCUGAUCCGCAACCGCAGGAACAUCAGCUGGUACAAACAGCACUCUGACUUCUGGGCAUGGUACAAGUACUUUACUGACAACGGCAACCAGGAGGCAAUUCAGGAGAUGGAUCGCAUCUUCCUCGCCUACCUCCAGAACAAGAACCGCGCUGAGGGACGUCGCUCCUACAAGGCCUACUUGAGACACCUGGGAGAUGUUUACAAGUCCUGCUCCGAUUCUGAAGACCCCAACUGCGUGUCUUCCUACACCAGCAGGGCCAGUCCUAAAGCGGAACCCCCCAAACCUGCCCCAGUAAAAACCUGUGACCCCACCAAGGACCCCUACUGCAUGUACAUGGCUUUAGUCCAGGGAAAGAGCCCUUACAAGCCAUUGGUGCUCCCAGCUGCCACCCCUGCUCCUCAGUACAUCCACUCUGCUGCUCCAGCCAAGGACCCUCAGUCAGGGUACUACUACUCCUCUCCCUCCACGAUGCCUUUCCUGACCAUGGAGCAGAAGGCAGAGUUGCUGCGGAUCUGUGCCUCUGAUGAUGUCGAGUGUCUGCAGUACCAUCUGAAAGCUGCUUAUGGGUAUUCUGGUGGGUCCCGUCCUUCAUAUGCCCACCUUGGCUGUGACCCCAAGAAAAAUCCUGCCUGCAAAAUGGCACAGAAAUCUCCUGCUGGUCUCUACAUGAACGCCUAUUCUGCCUCCAGUAUGGCUCCUCAAGCUGCACCAGGAUCCUGCAAUCCUCUUUUUGAAGACGGUUGCAACCCUCUUACCGCCACCAGAUUUUCCACUCCUCCAGAGUCAUACAAAAGUAACGAGAGAGAUCAGGCCGCUGCCAUCCAUGCUGCCCCUCCUGCUGAGCAGUAUGACCCCUAUUCCAUGUAUAGGGAUUCUUAUUCUAAUGUUAACAGAGUCACUGAUCCUUAUGCUAUGCAUCGCCAGGCCAGUGCCCCAGCUUCUCCUCCAGCUACUGAUCUCUUUGCUAUACUGCGCCAAUACAUGGCCCAAGCUCACGCUAAUGACCCAUAUGCUCCACGUAUGGGGGCUGCUUCUGAGUCAAACUCCAACGAUCCUUACUCUGCUAUGCGUGAUGCAGCAGGCGCUAUGCACCGGCACACCCCUCCCUCCCCCAGGCAGCAGCACCCUUAUUCCUAUCCCAGUUAUGAGGAACCUGCCCAGGAGGAACGCCACCCUCUGGGUCCCCCAGGUAAAACCAAGGAGGGCUACGACUGUUUCAUUGGUUAUGACCGUGAAUGCUAUCCCGUGAAGCCCAGCGCACCUCGCUCUGGAGUUCAACGCCGCAUCCCUUACCCUGCUGAGGCCUAUGAGCCCCACCUGAAUUCUGAUGGCACCCGUAACGGCGUCCUGGAGCCUGAAAACCCACACUGUGACCCCGAGUAUGACCGUGACUGCCGCCUGCGUCGCUAUGAGACCGAGCAGCCUCAAAGCCAGCCUGAACGUCAUGCAGCAGCGGACCACAGCCAGACGGCAGCCGAGAGAGAGCAGGUUAAUCAGGACCAGUACGAAGCAGAGCCCUACCAGAGUGGCCAGGAGGAGUCUCACACACCCUACCAGCCUCUCUCACAAGGCAUGCCCAGCCUCCAGGACAUACUGAGGCGCUAUGGAGACCAGUAUCCCAGGCAGGAUGAUCACAGAGCUUAUGGAGACAACUACCACAAGAAGUAAACAACCUAACACGCACAAAAGCAUGCAGAUGGACAUGAAUGCACAGUCCCAUGCGUUCCUGUUGUUCAGCCCUUGAACGCCUCAUGCCCCGAGAAACCAGUUCUAUCUGGACCAGAGGUGGGACACAGGUGAAUUUGAUGGACCCAGAGAGCAAGUACAUGCAUGUACAUCCCAACCACGGCUUCUUGCUUUGGGAGCCUGCUAAAAACUUUCCUGGAACGCCUUCUUAUAACUUUAGUUGCUUCGGGCCUGAUGCUUUGAUUUAUUGCUUUUUACUUUCUACCUUAAAGUCUCCUCUGUGCUUUCAAGUGUGUAAUGACCUCGCAACUCUCAGCUUUGCUUCUGUAUCUGUGCAUUUUUUUAAAAUGAAAUAUUGUUUAUUGCUUUUUGACACAGAUGGAUUGUCAUUUUUUUUCAUUUUAAUUGUUCUAAUAAAAAAUACAGAAAUAU